Molecule: messenger RNA, 1746 nt
Organism: Pipistrellus nathusii (Nathusius's pipistrelle)
Lineage: Eukaryota; Metazoa; Chordata; Mammalia; Chiroptera; Vespertilionidae
Source: the annotation of a GenBank genome assembly
AUGGUGCUGAAGGCUUUCUUUCCCACAUGCUGCACCUCAGCGGACAGCGGCCUACUGGUUGGACGGUGGGUCCCCGAGCAGAACAGCGCUGUGGUCCUGGCCGUGGUGCACUUCCCCUUCAUCCCCAUCCAGGUCAAGGAGCUCUUGGCCCAGGUGCAGCAGGCCAGCCGAGUGGGCGUGGCUGUGCUGGGCACCUGGUGCCACCGUCGGCAGGAGCCUGAGGAGAGCCUGGGCCAUUUCUUGGAGGGCCUGGGCGCCAUCUUCUCCCACGAGCCCUGGCUCCAGCUGUGCCGGGAGAGGGGCAGCAAGCUCUGGAGCUGCAAGACCACCCACCGGCAGGUGCCUACCUCCCCCAAUGCCCCUGGCGAAGACCAAGUCAUGCUCAUCUUCUAUGAUCAGCGCAAGGUGCUGCUGUCCCAGCUGCACCCGCCCACAGCCCUGCCUGACCACCAGGCGGGGGAUGCCACGGCCAGCACUCAGGGCCUGGCUGCUGUCUUCGACACAGUGGCACGAAGCGAGGCACUCUUCCGAAGUGACCGGUUUGAUGAGGGCCUCGUGCGGCUGAGCCACUGGCAGUCGGAGGGUGUGGAGGCCAGCAUUAUUGUGGAGCUGGCCAAGCAGGCCUCGGGCCCCGUCUGCCUGCUGUUUGCCUACCUGCUGUCACUCAUCUCAGCUGCCAGCGCCUGCCGGGUGUUCAAGCUGUGGCCACUGUCCUUCAUCUGCAGCAAGCUCUCCACGUGCGAGCAGCUCAGGCACCGGCUGGAGCAGCUCACCUUCAUCUUCAGCACCCAGAAGGCUGAGAAUGCCUCGCAGCUGAUGAGGAAGGCCAACAUGCUUGUCUCCGUGCUCCUUGACGUGGCCCUAGGCCUCACGCUGUUGUCCUGGCUCCAUGGGAAAGACCGCAUUGGGCAGCUGGCUGAUGCCCUUGUUCCCGUGGCUGAUUGGGUGGCCGAGGAGCUGCAGCACCUGCUGCAGUGGCUGAUGGGCGCACCCGCCGGGCUCAAGAUGAACCGGGCACUGGACCAGGUGCUGGGCCGCUUCUUCCUGUACCAUAUCCACCUGUGGAUCAGCUACAUCCACCUCAUGUCCCCAUUCAUCGAGCGAAUCCUGUGGCACAUGGGCCUCUCAGCCUGCCUGGGCCUGACAGUUUCCCUGUCCAUCCUGUCGGACAUCAUCGCCCUCCUCACCUUCCACAUCUACUGCUUCUAUGUCUAUGGUGCCAGGCUGUACUGCCUGAAGAUCUGUGGCCUUUCCUCACUCUGGCGCCUGUUCCGAGGGAAGAAGUGGAAUGUUCUGCGCCAGCGGGUGGACUCCUGCUCCUAUGACCUGGACCAGCUGUUCAUUGGGACUUUGCUCUUCACCAUCCUGGUCUUCCUGCUGCCCACCACAGCCCUGUACUACCUGGUGUUCACCCUGCUCCGGCUCCUGGUGGUCACUGUGCAGGGUCUGAUUCAUCUGCUCGUGGACCUUAUCAACUCCCUGCCGCUGUAUGCGCUCGGCCUGCGGCUCUGCCGGCCCUACAGACUCUCAGCUGGCGUGAAGUUUCAAGUCCUGGAGCAUGAGACUGGCAGGCCCCUCCGCCUCCUGAUGCAGAUCAACCCCCUGCCCUACAAUCGUGUGGUACACACCUACCGACUCCCCAGCUGUGGCUGCCACCCCAAACACUCCUGGGGUUCCUUGUGUCGCAAGCUGUUCUUCGGGGAGCUCAUCUACCCCUGGAGGCAGAGAGGGGACAAGCAGGACUGA